AUGACGACCUCCAUAGCCUCGCAAUUAGAAGCUAUAAGGUCUUUUGUGAAAAGUGACUCCCAACCUCUUAAAAGACCUUUCACUCGUCCUUCGAUACUGUUCGAACCCAAAGAAGCCGCCGAUAUCGAUAUUGAAACCCUUUUCUCCAUUGCUCUUGAAGGAUUAGAGGUUCUUAUUGGCAAGGAUGAGCGGUUCAGAAACUAUAAGAACGAUUUGUUUAGCCAAAGGAGUAAGGAGCUGGAUAGAGAGUUGAUGGGAAUAGAACAGAACCAUCAACUUAAUGUCUCCAUUUCUGCGUAUUUAAAACUGCUUUCUGGAUAUUUUCUUCUUCGGCCUGCUCUUAAAACUCUUGAGUACUUGAUACGCAGAUACAAGAUUCAUGUGUACAACAAUGAGGAUUUGAUCUUGUGUUCUUUGCCGUACCACGAUACACAUCCUUUUAUCCGAAUAACACAAAUACUUGAGACAAGGAAUACUAAAUGGGGGUUUCUUGAUGGUGUGAAGGCCUCUGGUGCACCACCACCUAGGAUGGUCAUAGUGCAGCAAUGUAUCCGUGAUAAGGGCAUAUUAGAUACUCUAUGCAACUAUGCAUCUCCAUCUAAAAGGUCUCAACCUUCAAGGCAUGUAAUUGGCUUUUGUACUGCUGUUUUUGUUGAGGUUUUGGGUACUGUUGUUACUGUAAAAGAUGAUAUUGUAAAGAGGAUACUUCCUUUUGUGGUCUCUGGUCUUCAGCCUGGCAUUAAUGGAGUUUCAGAUCACAAGGCUGGUUCUUUGAUGAUUAUUGGUUUGCUUGGAAACAAAGCUGCAUUAUCUCCCAAGCUUUUGAAUAGUUUGAUACGUUCAGUUGCUGAGGUUGCUCGUGGGGAGGCUAUAGAGUUGACAGAUCUCUAUUGGUUUCGAUUGUCUCUGAUUACCUUAAUCAAUCUUGUUCAGUCUCAAAAUGUUGAAGUACUCCCAACAAAGGCUGUGGAUAUUUUAAAGGAAAUAAGGGACUUGCCAGGGGUUUUAUUAGAAUUAUCUAAGGAGUUCAAUAUUGAAAAGUUUCUUCGGGUGCUUUUGGACUCCCUGAUUGACUGCAGUUCUGACGAAUACUGUCAGCAGACUUUGCUAUCCUUGAUAGAAAAAGUCCCCAUUGACAGUUUUGUUUAUCAUGUGGUCACAAAGAUUCUCUCAACUUGUGUGAAAUUAGCACAAAAAGUUGGUGAUUCAACUUCUUCCAUGUCAGAUGGAAAUUCAGAUUCAUCAUUUGAUAUCUCGGACUCAAAAUUUUGGUUUGGCUUGUAUCAUCCAAAGGCUGAUGUUCGUCGUGCUACACUGCUUGAGUUAGAUAAGUCUGUUAACUUGGAAACCAAAUUGGUUGGUUCAGAGUUCAAUGGUCUGGAGAAUCUUAUAAACAUCGAAGAGGCCAUAUUGGGAUUGCUAGAUGAUAAAGAUUUAACCGUUGUUCAAGCUGCUUUAUGUGUUGCUGGCUUGCCAAAUGUAGUAGAUUCUUCAAAGCUUCUUUGUGCACUACAGAAUGUGCUAAGAAGAUGCACUGACAAGCUUCUGUCAGUCGAUUAUGGAAUUGAUUUGUUUGUUGAGCUCAUUCUUUUCCAUUUCUUUGUUGAAGGGUGUCUGGUUGCCCAUUUUGAUUUUUAUUUCUAUCAAAGUUCAGCAGAUAACGAUAACCUAAGUGUUGAAGUUGCUGUCAGUUGUGUAAAGAAUGCUAUCUCCUACUUCAAUGAUCAUACUGAUUACUUGAAGAACAUUGCUUCUAUGAUUUUUCCGAUACUCAUUGUUCUACCACAGUGGGAAACUUCAGCAACUGCUGAUCUCGUAUUGGAUGAGUUCAAUUCUGAAAUGUUAAAGUGGGAGUGCAAGGAAUUCUUAAAACAUCUUUUGUAUGCCAAUCUAAGACCAGUAAAUGUGAAGGUUAUGAUUUGCAUAUUGUGGAGGCUGCAAGAACUACUAUUAUCAGUAGCACCUUCUGACAUUCUGCUGUGUCUUGAUGAUCAGUGCAUCAGCAAGAUAAGGGACAUGUUUGUCUUUUUUGCCUCCUCAAAAUUGAAGAAUGCAUUCCGUGUUCCUGGUGCAGUCCAGGUUGAAAGUCUUCAGUGUUAUGCAUAUCUUUGUAGCCUGCAACCAGAUAGCUGGAUAACUGGACUUUUAGCUGAGUUUCCUUCUAUUCUUGUUCCUCUAGCUUGUGAUAAUCAGAAUACAAGAGUUGCUGCCAUGAACUGUAUUGAUUCAUUGUAUACAUUGUGGUGUCAUUUUGAGCAUUCUGGCAAGAAAAAUGGGAAGAAUGCAUCGUGGCUCCAUUUUGUGGGUGAGCUUCUGUCAUUGAUGAUUCAGAUGAAGACAUUCAUAUUGUCCGACAAGAAAUUUCUUCCUUCAUUGUUUGCAUCGACUUUGAGCACAUCCUUUCCAAACAUCUCGGAGCCUCAAAACAUUUUGGUACCUCAAAAUGUAGACAAAAGGUUCGAUGAGAGUACAAAAACAAGAAUUCUUGGCUUCAUUUUGGGUUCCACUCUGAAACUCUCUAACUAUGGAAAGCUAAUGAUUUUAUCCUUGUUCAAAGGAAUUGGGUAUACCCUUAUGCAUGUUCCAGAAGUUGAUUCGUUUCUGUUCAAUUUUCUGAAUCAAUACUUUGAAGAACUCAGUAAGUCUUGUCCAAAAUUGUCUGACAAUGAAACUCAGAUAGCAUGCCUUUUGCUGGAGAGCUGUGUUAUGUCAUCUCCCUCUGGUGGAAAUCAUCUUCAACAUCUUUUACUGAAAGCUUUGCAGUUUGGUGGCUUGACUUCUGAUGACCCUGCCUCUGUUAAGCCUUGUAUCACUGUUUUGAACAAACUCAACAGUAAAUUCUUUAUGGAGUUAGAGAAUAAAGUGAAGGAGAAUGUAUUUUGUGAGCUUGUGUUUCUGUGGCGUAAUGGUAAUGGGGAUGUACAAUGUGCAACUAAAGAGGCAUUAAUGCGCAUAGAUAUUAGUAUCUCAACUGUUGGCCACAUGCUUGAUCUCAUACUUGCACAGAAACGUUUUAUACUUAGUUCUUUAGAUGAAAAUACGGUGAAGAAACAAAAAUUGGUAGGACAUCUAGAAGCUGAAUAUCCGUCUAAUGAAAUAUGCACAAGAGAUGAUCCAUUCUGCAUCCUUAGUUCCCUUCUUGAUGUUUUGCUACUGAAGAAGGACAUAACAAACAGGUGA
Molecule: messenger RNA, 3180 nt
Organism: Sphenostylis stenocarpa
Lineage: Eukaryota; Viridiplantae; Streptophyta; Magnoliopsida; Fabales; Fabaceae
Source: the annotation of a GenBank genome assembly